UUCUUUCUAGUGUGUGUGUGUGUGUUUGUUUUGUGCCAUAAGAGAUUGUGGGACUGAUAUCUCGAACCAAGCAGUGGGUGUCUAUCGCGCAGUUUUUUUUCCCGGUCGUCGUGCGUGCGAUUUUUUGGUAUACGGCAGGGCGCAACUGCGCAUUAGUCGGCGGGGGAUAUCUCGCACACAACACAUUUUACAAGGGUAGUCGAGUGGUGCGUCUUAGAGUUAAGCAAAAUGGGGGUCGCUUGUACUCUCAACAACACUCACAUUCUUAUGGAUAAAUAUGUCAAUGGCACAGGAGCACUUGGCCCUUCAGGUGUUGGAGCCCAGUCACUUGUAUCCAGUGGAGGUAUUGGAAGUGGAAGCAACAGCAGUAGCAGCAGCACCAGCAGUAAUUGUGGGACAAGUUUGAGUGGAGUGAGUGGCGGUAGUGGAAGUGGAGGAGGUACUGCUUUAAUGACUCCCAUGGCCCCUAUGGCCCCGGUCCCACCUAUGAUGCCUCCAACACAGCAACCACCACCAAUGGCUUCGGCCACGCCGCAAGCUGCGGCACCAGAACUUCCUAUGUUUGUUUGUCCCCGUCGUCCCAAUCUUGGUCGUGAGGGUAGACCCAUCAUGCUUCGAGCCAACCAUUUUCAAAUAUCGAUGCCAAGAGGCUACAUUCACCACUAUGAUAUCAGCAUUCAACCAGACAAGUGCCCGAGAAAAGUCAAUCGGGAGAUUAUUGAGACUAUGGUGCACGCCUACAGCAAAAUUUUUGGAGCACUGAAACCCGUCUUUGAUGGUCGCAGCAACUUGUAUACUCGAGAUCCUCUGCCAAUUGGCAAUGAACGAGUCGAGUUGGACGUUACGCUGCCUGGCGAAGGAAAAGAUCGUGUGUUCCAUGUUGCUAUUAAAUGGCUGGCCAAAGUGUCCCUCUAUGCCCUCGAGGAAGCCUUGGAAGGUCGCAUUCGUACGAUUCCAAUGGAUGCCAUUUUGGCUCUCGACGUGGUUAUGCGCCAUUUACCUUCUAUGACUUACACUCCGGUUGGCCGGAGUUUCUUCUCAUCACCUGAUGGCUACUACCAUCCUCUGGGUGGCGGUCGCGAAGUCUGGUUCGGUUUCCACCAGUCUGUCCGCCCUUCACAAUGGAAGAUGAUGCUAAAUAUUGACGUUUCGGCUACGGCUUUUUACAAGUCACAACCAGUGAUUGAAUUUAUGUGCGAGGUCUUAGACAUUCGCGAUGUUAACGAGCAGAGGAAACCAUUGACGGAUUCUCAGCGAGUAAAAUUCACCAAAGAGAUCAAAGGCUUGAAAAUCGAAAUCACUCAUUGUGGAACAAUGAGACGAAAAUACCGUGUAUGCAACGUCACACGUCGUCCGGCUCAAAUGCAGUCCUUCCCACUGCAGUUGGAAAAUGGCCAGACUGUCGAAUGCACAGUGGCUAAAUAUUUCUUGGACAAGUACAAAAUGAAACUGCGCUACCCGCAUCUGCCCUGCCUGCAGGUUGGACAAGAGCACAAACAUACUUACUUGCCAUUGGAAGUUUGCAACAUUGUUGCUGGGCAGCGGUGCAUAAAGAAACUAACGGACAUGCAAACAUCGACUAUGAUCAAAGCUACUGCCCGAUCGGCCCCCGACCGCGAGCGUGAAAUCAAUAACCUAAUACGAAAGGCUGACUUUAAUAACGAUCCCUACGUCCAAGAAUUUGGCCUGACCAUAUCCAAUAGCAUGAUGGAAGUGCGUGGUCGCGUGCUUCCCCCACCCAAACUACAAUAUGGGGGAAGAACCAAGCAACAGGCACUGCCCAAUCAAGGUGUCUGGGAUAUGCGUGGCAAGCAAUUCUUCACCGGUGUCGAGAUUCGUGUCUGGGCCAUCGCCUGUUUCGCCCCUCAAAGAACAGUGCGUGAAGACGCGCUGAGAAAUUUCACCCAGCAAUUGCAAAAGAUAAGCAAUGACGCCGGCAUGCCCAUUAUUGGUCAACCGUGCUUCUGCAAGUAUGCCACCGGUCCCGAUCAAGUGGAGCCCAUGUUCCGCUACCUCAAGUCAACCUUCCAAGGUCUCCAACUGGUGUGUGUUGUUCUACCCGGCAAAACUCCCGUCUAUGCCGAAGUCAAACGUGUGGGAGACACAGUCCUGGGAAUGGCCACACAGUGUGUCCAAGCAAAAAAUGUCAACAAAACGUCGCCUCAAACUCUGUCCAAUUUAUGUCUGAAGAUCAAUGUUAAACUUGGCGGUGUCAACAGUAUCCUCGUUCCUACUAUUCGUCCGAAGGUGUUCAAUGAACCAGUUAUUUUCCUCGGAGCCGAUAUAACUCAUCCGCCGGCUGGUGACAACAAGAAACCCUCGAUCGCAGCUGUUGUCGGCUCGAUGGACGCUCAUCCUUCGCGCUACGCCGCAACCGUUCGCGUCCAGCAGCACCGCCAAGAAGUCAUUCAAGAACUCAGUGCUAUGGUUCGAGAACUUCUGAUUCUGUUCUACAAAACAACACGUUUCAAGCCAAACCGAAUUAUUAUGUACCGCGAUGGCGCCAGUGAAGGCCAGUUUAGCACCGUUUUGCAACACGAGUUAACCGCCAUCCGCGAGGCAUGCAUCAAAUUGGAACCGGACUACAAACCGGGUAUCACCUUUAUCGUUGUUCAAAAGCGCCAUCACACAAGACUUUUCUGCGCCGACAAGAAAGAGCAGUCGGGCAAGUCUGGAAACAUUCCCGCCGGUACCACCGUCGAUGCGGGCAUCACACAUCCCACCGAGUUCGACUUUUACUUGUGCUCGCAUCAAGGCAUUCAGGGCACUAGCCGUCCGAGCCACUACCACGUUCUGUGGGACGACAAUCACUUCGACGCUGACGAACUGCAGUGUUUGACUUACCAACUGUGCCACACUUACGUCCGCUGUACUCGUUCCGUCUCCAUUCCGGCGCCGGCUUAUUACGCCCACCUUGUGGCUUUCCGCGCUAGAUACCACUUAGUGGAGAAGGAACACGACAGUGGGGAAGGAUCACUACAGGAUUGCAUUAAGAGUUACACCAGUGGAGAAGGUUCGCAUCAAAGCGGAAGCAGCGAGGACCGCACGCCUGGCGCCAUGGCUCGCGCUAUCACUGUUCACGCCGAUACCAAGAAAGUCAUGUACUUUGCUUAAAAGCACUAUCAUCAAAUUCACCCUCCUUCCCAGUAAGUUGCCGUUUGGUCAUCGCGUGUAAAUUGGAUCGGAUGAGAAUGGAGCAGAAAUGGUUUGUAAUAUUUCCACGUGACUUGACGCUGUUUUCUCUAGCUAUUUUGGAAGGUCAGCUUGUGAGCACAAUAUCUGACACCUAUUUUCAUGUCAUCGCCACCGCCACCACAUCCCUGAAUCUUGCGUGCAAGGAGGAGCAUUUCACAUCCCAUUAACAGAGCCAUCCCCGUCACAAAACAAAAUGUCCACGGCCGUCAAGUCUUUCAUGUAUUUUUCACCCUUAUAGCAAAAGUCGAAGCAUUUCGGUGGGGUUUUUAAUCUAAACUUUGCUCUUCAAAACUAUCUAUUUGCCGUCUGGAUUUUCGGAACACCUAAAAUCCUUCAAAGAAAAUCCAUCGAUGCGAGCACAUUCGUGUUGAUGGUCGCAAAAACGAAGAAAACGAAAAACAAAAAAAAGAAAAGACGUGUGAGAAAGGAUUAGGGCAUCAAGCGAAAACGGACUUCGUUUAGUAGCUUUCGAAUGGACAAUUGCAUUUCCCUCCCAGCGUGUGGAUGUAGUACGGACCAAGCAAACAUAGAAUCGUAAUCAAUUAGCAUUUCCUUAAUCCUGACCUAUCGUAGCUACUUAAGAGACAAGACAAAAUUUAAUUGACAUUUUCUUCGUUACCGAUCUGUUUGUUUAUCAAUCACUUUCUUUUUAAGAACGCUCCAAGCUGUCCUUCCACCUCUUGGUGUUAAAGCAUCUGUUUCGUUUCUCGGGAACUGAAAUGACAUCUGUAUUUGAACUGGUGCACGUAAAUUCAAACCUAAUCCUUAAAAAAUUAUCUUGGAUAGAGAACCCUCCGCAUACGUUUGUUCUUUGAUGCACUUCUAAUCAAAUUUGGUGGGAAAAAAAUCGCCGAUCCCCUCUUCCGCGCUACAAACGUCUUUCAUCCUCCAUUCAAAAUGUAAAAGAUAAAGCGAGCAAAACGGAAAGUAGGGAGAGAAAGAAUAGUACGCGCAUUUACAAUCUGCAAAGAAAGCCAUUUUGCCAUGACAAAAAUAUCGUUAUUCCCCAAUAAUAGUUCUUCUCACACCGACAUCGACUACUUUCCUAAAAAAAAAAAAAUAAUAAUAAAAAAAAAAAUGCGUGAUUGCAAGUGUGAAUGGCGUAUGUGUUGUGGAGUGCGAGCGGUCCCACCACAUUAGGGCAGCUCUUAGAACGUGAGUUGACGCAAAUUUUUCAAAACAAUAUUUCGAGGACAAAAAAAAAAUAUUCACCCACCUAUUCGGCGUUUCGCGUCAGCCCGAAGAAGUUAGUUGGCAGUGUAAUACUACUCCUCGACCCCAAUCAAAGUUUGACCUUCUCUUCCUUUUUUUUUUUUAAAGAAUAUCUUUUCAUAACAUGUCUUGGUUUUUGUUUGACUGGAUCGUGGAAAAGCGUUUUGUAGCAUUUAGUUGUGUGCGUUGUUCUUACAUUUUUUUUUUCUAUUUUGGAGGGUAGGGAGGAAUUCCUGCGAGCGUUUAAUAGCCAUAUCGUUUCUCUGCAAACGUGAGAAAUAUCAAUUCUUUCUUUUCUUCCCUUUCUCUGCGUCUAUCUUGUUCCUUCUGUCUCUCACACACACUAUAGUUUGGCUUUGGUUUCUCUCCUUUGUCGCCUGCCGCUCUUUGUCACUGAGUUAUGUUCCUCGUGUACCUGUAGCUGCUUUAUAAACAAAAGAAAAACGUG
Daphnia carinata is the source of this 4855-nucleotide messenger RNA. It is a transcript of the gene AGO1, whose product is annotated as protein argonaute-2-like. NCBI's taxonomy places the organism in Eukaryota, Metazoa, Arthropoda, Branchiopoda, Diplostraca, Daphniidae. Gene Ontology annotation, molecular function: protein binding; RNA binding. The transcript is spliced from 15 exons. The coding region runs from base 229 to 3114 and encodes 961 amino acids. The record is from RefSeq and is a predicted model, not a curated record.